ACGGCGGCGGCGGCCCCGCGGCGGCCGGGCGGCGCGGAAGCCAGGCGCGCGGACCAUGGCGCCCUGGGCGGGCGGCGCGCUGUGGGCGCUGGGCGCGCUGUGGGCGCUGAGCCCGCUGCGCGCGCUGUGGCUCGCGCUGGCCGCCGCCUUCCUGCUGGUCCUGCUGCUGCAGCUGCUGCCGCCCGGCCUGCUCCCUGGCUACGCGCUCUUCCAGGACCUGAUCCGCUACGGGAAAACCAAGCUCGGGGCGCCGCAGCGCCCAGCCGUCUGCCGGGCCUUUGAUGUCCCCAAGAGGUACUUCUCUCACUUCUACGUCAUCUCAGUGCUGUGGAACGGCUUCCUGCUCUGGCUCCUCACGCAGUCUCUGUUCCUGGCCGCGCCUCUUCCACACUGGCUUCACAGCUUGCUCAGACUUCUGGGGGCCACGCAGGUGCAAGGGCCAGCAGGCGGCGAGGGCGCACUGUCGGCACUGCUGGUGCUGGUGUGCGUGUGGCUGCACAGCGCACGCCGCCUCUUCGAGUGCUGCUUUGUCAGCGUCUUCUCUCCAGCCGCCAUGCACCUGGUGCACUACUGCUUCGGGCUGGCCUACUAUGUGCUGCUCGGCCUCACCGUGCUCAGCCAGGCGCCGCUGGACGGCCACCACGUCUACGUGAUAGGGAAGAAUCUGCUGAGGCAGGCACGCUGGUUCCACAUCCUGGGCAUGCUCAUGUUCGUCUGGUCGUCCGCCCACCAGUACAGGUGCCACGUGAUUCUUGGCAACCUGCGGAGGAACAAAGCAGGGGUGGUCAUUCACUGUAACCACAGGAUCCCCUUUGGAGACUGGUUUGAGUACGUGUCCUGCCCCAACUACCUGGCCGAGCUGCUGAUCUACGUGUCCAUGGCCGUCACCUUCGGCUUGCGCAACCUCACCUGGUGGCUGGUGAUCGCCUAUGUCUUCUGCAGCCAGACGCUGUCCGCCUGGCUCAGCCACAAGUUCUACAGAAGCAAGUUCGUGUCCUACCCGAAGCACAGGAAAGCGUUCCUGCCGUUUCUGUUCUGAGAGCUUGGGCUUGACGCACGCACGCAGUCUGCAGACGCAGGGACGCGUUCUGCAGAGCCAUCGGAAGAGCCGAAGAGUCGCCCCUGAGCCAGCAAAGCUUUGCCCCUCAAAGAAAAUGAGUGCAUGAUGUCUUCAGAGAAGACAUAUACCUCUGGCCUACCUCCCAGGCACGGGACCCAAAGGUUGCAGACAGCUACACGUGUGUGCACGCACACACAGGAAGGGAGGCCUGGAAACUGUUAGGGGAGGUUAACUGGACCAUAUCAUGCGCAGAGUGCUAGGGGCUCAAUAAAUGUUACAUUUCCGUGGAAGCAGAAUGCCUUUGGAAAUCACGUGAGCCCGUAACCUUGUGCCAGGUGCUCCCCGAGGUGGUUUGUAGGUUCAUAGGUCACACGGAAGCCAGUAACCACUUCCGCUCAUCUGCCUGCAUGUCACAGCCCGCCAGCCAACUGUGGCGCCUCUUCUGUUUAACUCUCUUCUGGCCUUGCUUCAGAACAUUGGAGCCUUGGGAAAUGAAAGCCGGGUUUGCGUGAAAGCCUUCAGGAGCGUGACCAGCAUGCUCCUGGUGGAAGCCUUGUUCUGUAGCUGCUCGGGUCGGGUUAGGGGCCGCCUGAGUCUGUUUCAAAGGAGAGAAAGAGAGAAGAGAUCUAGGAGAGAAGUUUACACUUAGAAAAGCUUAUGUGAAAGAAAGAUGCCCCCGGUUAUAAGUGCACCUUGCAAAAGCAAAACCAGAGCCUGAAAAAUCUUGCAAGCGGCAGCAAAGCUGUGCCUUCGCAGCCUGCGAUUCCCUGCCUGCCGGGUAGAGUGUCAGCUCUGCCUUUUGUGUAGCUGUCGCGUUAUGGUCUCCCAGAACCGAAGUUUUGCACUUACGUGCCCCUUGCUCUGGGGAAGGAACCUCAUGAACCAAGCAGCCGCAGGUCCAGAGCCUUAAGAGUACCUGCCCCUUAAGUAGUCAACCGAGACCAGUGCACUAAGAUUCCUUUCUGCUUGGCUUUAUUUUUUUUAUGACUUAUUUAUUCAAAAGGUAGAGUUACAGAGAGAGAGAGAGAGAGAGAGCUUUCAUCCGCUGCCUCACUUCCCAAAUGGCCACAGCCGCUGUGGCUGGGCCGGCUGAAGCCAGCAGCCAGGAACUCACUCUCUCUGGGACUCCCACAUGGGUGGCAGGGGCCCAAGCACUUGGGCCAACUUCUGUUGCUUUCCCACGAGCACUGGCAGGGAGCUGGGUCGCAAGUAGAGCAGCCAGGACUCCAACUGGCACUCGAAUGGGACGCCGGCAUCGCAGGCAGCGGUGAACCUGCUGUGCCACAGCACUGCCCCCCCCCCCAACUUAAGUGCCUGCAUACAUCAAAGACCAUCCUAAAGCUCUCGUAGUUACUCUGGGGUGACAUUUCCUUCCCCCUCAAUCAGAGAUGGACCUGAUGCCAGUCUAUUGGAAUGAAUGGCACACUCAUUUCAUUCAUCAUUUAGAGUUUACAGGACUCAGGAACAUGACUAUUUCUAUAUCAGAAAUACAAGCAGAACACUGUUGUCUGCAAGUUUCCACACAAAUGGCAUGCAUGAUGCAAAUAAAUUAUUUGGAGUGUG
This is a messenger RNA of Oryctolagus cuniculus (rabbit), 2623 nucleotides long. RefSeq names its product steroid 5 alpha-reductase 3 (gene SRD5A3). Gene Ontology annotation, cellular component: endoplasmic reticulum. Gene Ontology annotation, biological process: polyprenol catabolic process; dolichol-linked oligosaccharide biosynthetic process. Lineage: Eukaryota; Metazoa; Chordata; Mammalia; Lagomorpha; Leporidae. The record is from RefSeq and is a predicted model, not a curated record. Gene Ontology annotation, molecular function: 3-oxo-5-alpha-steroid 4-dehydrogenase activity.